Messenger RNA from Fopius arisanus, 3390 nucleotides. RefSeq names its product melatonin receptor type 1A. Gene Ontology annotation, biological process: phototransduction; cellular response to light stimulus; G protein-coupled receptor signaling pathway. Gene Ontology annotation, molecular function: G protein-coupled photoreceptor activity. The record is from RefSeq and is a predicted model, not a curated record. The transcript has 5 exons. Gene Ontology annotation, cellular component: plasma membrane. NCBI's taxonomy places the organism in Eukaryota, Metazoa, Arthropoda, Insecta, Hymenoptera, Braconidae. The coding region runs from base 564 to 1781 and encodes 405 amino acids.
CCCACAAUGUCGUAUAUUUAUCCAAAGCUAAAUUACCCUGAGCUUUAGAAAUCUCAAAUGAACAGAACGAAAAAUUUCAAACAAUAAAUUGUGAAAGCAGGUAAUGAGUUCGAAUUCCUUUCAAUUCUCUCCCAUUACUAUCCUAACAAUUGAACCGUAAAUACGUUGGGAUAUCAUCGCCACCUUUUCAACUGACUGCCUAAAAUUUAAAUCGUUCCUUUUAAAAUCAGGCUUUAAAUAAUCGAAAAAUUUGUCUGGACGAUUUUAAUGGUCUAGUCACUAGACCGCCGAGUGAAAAAAAAAUAUUCAAAAUUGCACAAAUGCUACAACCGAGUGAGUGACACCAACAAAGAAUGAAUGAGAAUAAAUAAAAGGCCCAAUGAAAAGAUGCAAUUCCACAAGAGCAUUGACAGUUUGAUAGUCCGUGACAUAGAUAUCGGUGCGUGGAAGACCUAAAUAAAUAAAGCGUAGUCUGUUUGACUGGUGCUGUAAUAAAGAGUGAGCAGGUGGAUGUGAGUAAAUAUCGGGGGCUCAGCGGAGGAUUUUAUGGGGGACUGGUGAGAAUGAUCAAUAUAACGAGUUUAACGACAAUACUUCCAUCAACAUCAACCCCAUCGACGACAACUCUAGGCGAUGCUGCAGCGGCCGCAGCGGUCGCCGCAUCGAUGACAGCUACCAGUGAUCGAGAGGUACUUGGUAUAACCAGUACACUUGCUGGUGUCAUUAACAGAAGUCCAUCAUUCGGAUUGAGUGAUGAUUCCGAUGUUUCUCCUGUCACCCUCUCUGCCGAUUGGUCCAGAGUGGCCAAGCUUUUAUUACUCGCUUCAUUGGCUGUUGUCGGAAGUGUCGGCAAUGUAUUCAUGAUAUCAGCUGUCAUGGUUGAGGAUCAUUUAAAGAAACGAGGAAAUGCAUUUCUAGUUAACGUCGCCCUGGCAGAUCUCUUGAUAACUGGUUUAGUGAUUCCAGCAUCGGCAAUAGUCAUUCUGGCAGGUCAUGAGGAUACAGAAAGUAUCUGUCGAUUCGAGUGGACUCUGGAGGUUCUAUGCUUCCUGGUGACUUUAUUGACUCUCGCGACGAUUGCUGCGGAAAAUUACGCUCGACUCUGCCUCCCUGCUGAAAGGUACGCAAUCUUCACACCAAGUAGAAUAACUGGAAUAACGUUCUGCGUGUGGGUGAUAGCAGGUAUAGCUGUAAUACUCCAGUCUACUCUGGAUCUGGGUCCGGACUUCUGCCGUCGUCGUUUUACUGGUGUUGCCCGUGAGCAGGUAAUAGUAGCGUGCAUUCUGGUACUCCUACCUGCGGUAAUCACAAUCGUACUCUAUCUACGUCUAAUUCUUCGUGUACGACGCGCAAUCAGGAGUUCUUUCAAGCCACCAGCCACCUUCUCCUGGGAUUACGACCUCACCAAAACCAACAUGUGCAGUUUUGUCUUAUUCGCUGUAUUCUGGUUACCAUUUGGCAGCGCAGCAUGCAUUAGUAACUUCAGACGCGUUAACUCUGGAGUAUUUUAUCAGCUAGCAUGGUUCGCACUGUCAAAAUCGUGUAUUAAUAGUCUUCUGUAUUGCGUGCUCGAUCGACAUUUUAGAAAUGCUUAUGUCAAGCUCUUUCAUUAUUGCUGUUGCAAGACAACUGUGAGUUUUUCCAGGAGGCAGAGGGGAGAUGGCACCCGCUCAUCCGGAGAUGUCAGACUCAGGGUUCAUAUUAUUCAUUCAUAUGCAAGUCCCGCAUCAUGUAGACCUAAUGUCGCUAGACCCUAUGGAAAAGACGUCUACGAACUCUAAUUUGCUUUAAAUUCUUUCACUCCAUUGUUCACCCUCCGAGAGUUUCAUUGGAUUUUUAUAGUUUUUAUGCACUGCUGACCAACGAAUAUCCUCGCUCCGUCCAUUCCAUGGAUUAAUGCACAUGUAUCCUGAAUCGAUACAUAUGCACGCUUAUUCUUUUUUUUUUUCAUUCCUAUUGGCGUCUCGUUGAGUUUUAUUAGUAUAUUUGGUAUUUAGUUCUGUUUGCUCUAUCAUUUACGCUGGAGUGAUUAAAUUUCAGUCCUUCUCAAAGAUAAAAUCUGAAACAUGUGUUUUACAUGCCUUCUGUAAAGCUGUGAUCAUUAUGGACAUUUUUAGAUACUUGGAUACAUUCCUCUCUGAGUAUUUGAGAAUUAUUCGUUUGUGCAUAUUGUACGUAUACUUGACGCACAACAAUCGGCUUACUCGCUGAAUUUCGUGGUGUAAUUGGGUGUUUGUUCAAUUAUUUUUGACAUAUCAACUGCGAUUAAAAUCCGUUACAGUCCGAAUAGUGGAAUUAAUUGCUGCCGAUUAAUGUUUCAUGAGACUGAUUAGUUAUUUCGAUAUAGUUUUAUUUUAGUUAAGUUAUAUUACGAUGAUUUUAAAGAGUGGCAGACUUCGAUUGGGGACCAGAGAAUGGCAAAAGUCAGUUGAAAAAAGCUCUAUGUUUUUCCUGGUACAUAUUAUUGGUCAAUUUUUUUUUAAGUACCACAAUACCUCACACACUGACUCUAUUAUCAUUUCAAUGGAAAAUCCGAGUACACGUAAAAUAACACAAUGGAGCUUUAACGUGGCAUUUUAUGCAAUUAUAAUUACAUCGCGGUUACAUUUAUUGAUAUCAACAUGUAUCUCAAUUACAUGUGCAUGAUGUAAAAACAUGAAUAACAAUAUGAAUAAUCACUGUGUUGAAAGUACCCCUUUGGAUUAUGGAUAAUAGGACUUGCGUGUAUAGGAAUAGGAGGCGAUAAGCAAAGAAAAAAAUUCAUAAAAUACUGAAACUUUUGAAACUCCGAGGACCACAAAUUCACAAUAAAAGAAAUUAACCGUCUUAAAACGUAUGACUCCAAUUGUGUGUGAAUAAUAAAUCUACUAUAGAAGAAAAAUCUAGAUAUGUCUGUAACAUUGUUUUAUACGAAUUUUAUGUGUCGAUAAUAUUUAAAAGGAUUGCAAUGAAGAAAUUGGCAUUUGGAUUGAUGAAAACAGAGAAUAGUUCUGUAGUCAUAAGUUAUUAGAUAAUUAAGCAUGGAAAUUAUGUAAGAUGUAAGGCACCUGUUGGGAUAAACCAAAAAAAAACUCGUAAUGCUGAUAGAAUAGCGAAUUAGUUCAAUACGAAAUUAGCAAUAGAUAAAAAAUUAUUGAAUCGUCAAGCAGCAGUUUACACUAUUGUGGAAUAAAAUUAGUUCCGAAAUGAUUGGCAAAGUAAAUCGUUUAUAAUGAAUAUGUCAUUGUGAUGAUAGCAGAGGUAAACUUGUGAAAAGUUGCAGUGAAUUCUAAAUGGUUUAUUUUUUACUAAAUGUAUCUUCGCAUUUGAUGUGUAUUUUUCGUAUGUCUGUAUUGAUUAUUAUAAAAUUAUUUUAUUGUAAAACCUAUUAAACAUGAAACGUAACCGUUU